CCUCCUUGCCAUGACUCAUGCCUAUUGUGCCAGGCAGGGAGCACACUGCCCUGCAGCCUUACAGGUGGUAUCGACCGGCUCGGAGAGACAGUUCCCGCCAGGCUAGGCAGUGGAGCGCCGCAAAGCGCGCCUUCCCUCCUCCUAGCUGCCAGCCCAGCAGUUCCAACCCAGCGCCAGCAGGCCUGCUUGGUCGAUCUUCGAUCCAAAGAUGAGGCGCGGCUGGAAGAUGGCUCUGUCCUGGGGGCUGCGGUGCUGCCGCCGAGUACUUUCCUGGGUGCCUGUGCUUGUUAUCGUCCUCGUUGUGCUUUGGUCCUACUAUGCCUAUGUCUUUGAACUCUGCCUGGUGACUGUUUUGAGCCCAGCAGAGAAAGUUAUCUACCUCAUAUUCUACCAUGCCAUUUUUGUGUUCUUUACCUGGACCUACUGGAAGUCUAUAUUUACACUUCCACAACAGCCAAACCAGAAGUUCCACUUGUCCUAUUCAGACAAGGAACGCUAUGAAAAUGAAGAAAGACCUGAGAUCCAGAAGCAGAUGCUCAUCGAUAUGGCCAAAAAGCUACCAGUUUACACAAGAACUGGGAGUGGAGCUGUUAGAUUCUGUGACCGGUGCCAUUUAAUCAAGCCAGAUCGCUGCCACCACUGCUCUGUCUGUGCCAUGUGUGUAUUAAAAAUGGACCAUCAUUGCCCUUGGGUUAAUAAUUGCAUUGGAUUUUCCAACUACAAAUUCUUUCUUCAGUUUUUAGCUUAUUCUGUUCUCUACUGCCUGUACAUUGCUACAACAGUCUUCAACUAUUUCAUCAAAUACUGGAGAGGGGAAUUGCCCAGUGUUCGCUCAAAGUUCCAUGUUCUUUUUCUCCUCUUUGUGGCCUGCAUGUUUUUUGUCAGCCUUGUGAUUCUCUUUGGUUACCAUUGUUGGCUUGUCAGCAGAAACAAAACCACCUUAGAGGCCUUCUGUACUCCAGUGUUUACAAGUGGCCCAGAGAAAAAUGGGUUCAACCUUGGCUUCAUCAAAAAUAUCCAGCAGGUGUUUGGAGAUAACAAGAAGUUCUGGUUAAUACCUAUUGGGUCCAGCCCUGGUGAUGGACACUCCUUCCCUAUGAGAUCUAUGAAUGAGUCACAGAACCCACUGCUAGCAAAUGAAGAGCCCUGGGAAGAAAAUGAGGAUGAAAACCGAGAUUAUCCAGAAGUUUCAUCAUCUCUUGCUGUGGAAACAGAAACAUAGCAGUUUACAUAUUUCCUGCAUCUCUCAGGACCCUCCAUCUCCCAUGAGGCUUACAGAAUUCAAUGUUGGGAACCAUUUUAAUCUUCAAAAUAAGUCACCAUUGUGGAUUGAAAGCUUCACAAUUUAAAAGCAUUCCAUCAAAUAUUUGCUGUGCAGAUAGAUGUUUCAGAACUUUACAAGCUAUUUAAUUUACUAACUGAACCCAUUGAUCUGGUAGCAAUUAAUUCAAGACAGUCUUCCUCUCUUUCUUCAUUUCCCCUCCCCAAUCUGUAAAAACCUGAAUGUAACAUAUAUACCUUCCCAGAGACUCUUGUUAUUUCUCUUGUCGGGUAAAGAGGAAUUCAAAAGACUUCCAUGGAGUCUUUCACUCCCCUGGAAAGACUGUUAAUUAUCUUUAUAGGGUCUUUGUGGUAUUGAGGGGAAUCAGAUAUGUUUGCUGCUUGUGUGCCUGUGCAUUUAUAAGCAUGCAUAUGUGCAGCAUAUUUACACAAAAUUCUGCUGUGUGUUAUGAAAAUCAAGGUUAAAAAAUCCAAGGUUUUUAUUCAACUCUGUGUUUUUCCCUAAAUAGCAAUUUAAAUAUUUGCUGGGCUGUGAAAACCAUCCCUAUAUCAGGCAUGUAAAAUUCAAGAGGCAGAUUCAACACCCCAUAAUCAAGGUCCUCAAUUGGGAAUUGAACAAUGCAAAGCCUGUUCUCUGUCAUAAAUGUGUAAUGUUCCUGAAAGCACCACAACUAAUAGAGAAGAUCAGAUCUCCACUUUAUUAAAUAAACAUAAGUGUUUUAAGGA
This is a messenger RNA of Panthera uncia (snow leopard), 2007 nucleotides long. It is a transcript of the gene ZDHHC15, whose product is annotated as zinc finger DHHC-type palmitoyltransferase 15. Gene Ontology annotation, biological process: peptidyl-L-cysteine S-palmitoylation; protein targeting to membrane; synaptic vesicle maturation. Gene Ontology annotation, cellular component: Golgi apparatus; endoplasmic reticulum. The record is from RefSeq and is a predicted model, not a curated record. The coding region runs from base 209 to 1222 and encodes 337 amino acids. The transcript is spliced from 12 exons. NCBI's taxonomy places the organism in Eukaryota, Metazoa, Chordata, Mammalia, Carnivora, Felidae. Gene Ontology annotation, molecular function: protein-cysteine S-palmitoyltransferase activity.